AUGGCUGACCGAAUGCUUCGCCCUGAUGCGGCCAUCAUGUCGACAAUUUUUACGGAGUCGCAACCCAACUCCACCGAAAUUCUUGCCCACUCCUUCACCAACUGCACGUUCAAAGCCGAAUUUCCAAACCAUCCGGCUGUCAUCGUUCGAUUGGAAACUUCAAGCGGGUCACUAGCUGUUGUUUCUGCGAUUCAAGAGGCAGCUUCCCUCCAAAUCCCGACUUAUGUCCCCGAGAUACUCUGGUCUGGAAAAGUGGUGACGGCAAACCACGGCGAAGCAGAUUACGUGGUCACCAGAUUCAUACCGAACACUGUGACUCUAGAGUCUGUUUGGCCUUCUCUCAGCCUCACGGAGAAGACGUCUCUAAUUGAUGCUGUUGCAAACGCAGUCGAUAAACUUCAACAGGUCGACAUUUCACAUGCACUCCUUCAGCGAAUUUUUCCAAACACAGCCCUAGUUGACGACAAGAAGGACAUGAGUAUUGGAAGUCCAUUCCUUGGUUUCGCAAAGAGUGUUCGCGAGUUCAUCGCGCUGUUUGUCGCUCAGCAUCAAGCCAAGAGCUUCGCUACCUCUUCCACAAAGGACGCACUAGAUGGCGACGGCAUUGUCAUCAAAUCUGCGAUACCGGAAUUGGGUGAGAUACACUUCUCCUCCAAUGAUCUCCAGGCUCUCGAAGAAAGCUUGGUGCUUUCGCACAACGACCUCGAACCACGAAACCUGCUUGUAAAGAAAGCAGAGAGCAAAGACGGCCCACAGUACGAACUUGCUGCCAUCAUUGAUUGGGAGAUGGCAGGCUUCUUUCCUUCCGCCUUCGAAACAGCAGUCAAAGACAUCUCGUUGGGCAGCUGCAACCAGUAUUUGGACUACUAUCUUAUGUUCAAAGAAAAGACGCGCGUUAUGCUAUCUAGUGAAGAGUCUUCCGAGAAGCUGGUUGAAGCUGUUCGUCUCAUCGAUGAGUCGCGGUCAAUGCAGAUGAAAAGAAAUGUUGGUGCGGAGAUUCGAAGGCGUUGGAUUUCUAGAAAGGGUCUGGAAAUGAGUGAUGACGCGUUAGAAGGAUGGAUUUUGAAGACUGCAGAAGAUGGUACAAAGCAUGAGCUGCGUCCUUGCUCGAAGGCGGAUAAUGAUGAGCUAGAGAAGCAGGUACUCAAAGAUUUUGGAAUGUUGUAG
This is a messenger RNA of Alternaria metachromatica, 1167 nucleotides long. RefSeq lists its product as uncharacterized. The coding region runs from base 1 to 1167 and encodes 388 amino acids. The record is from RefSeq and is a predicted model, not a curated record. Lineage: Eukaryota; Fungi; Ascomycota; Dothideomycetes; Pleosporales; Pleosporaceae. The transcript has a single exon.